This is a messenger RNA of Spodoptera exigua (beet armyworm), 1551 nucleotides long. NCBI's taxonomy places the organism in Eukaryota, Metazoa, Arthropoda, Insecta, Lepidoptera, Noctuidae. The record is from the annotation of a GenBank genome assembly.
UGCCAAAAUUGUUGCGGUUGUAAAGGAUUUUUAGUUUAUCGAAAAAAUUAUAAAAACUUAAUUAAAUUAUAAAAAUUGCCGGUAACAGGCAUUUGAACUUUUAAAAUUAAUCAAUGGGUUCCUCCCAUAGUACUGAAGUGCCAGGAGGCGGCUCUGAAGGAUAUCAUGUUUUGCGGGUUCAAGAUGGAUCUCCAGGACAAAAGGCAAAUCUGGAAGCAUUCUUUGAUUUCAUAGUAGCAAUUGAAGACACUAGGCUAGACCAGGAUAAUGAUACCCUGAAGGAGUUGUUAAAGAAAAAUGUCGAUAAAACUAUCAAAAUGUUAAUUUAUAGUAGUAAAACUCAAAUGGUCAGGGAAGUGAUGAUUACUCCAAGUGCUAAUUGGGGUGGUCAGGGCCUACUUGGAGUUAGCAUUCGAUUUUGUUCCUUUGAAGGUGCUAAUGAAAAUGUUUGGCAUGUAUUGGAGGUACAUCCAUCAUCGCCUGCGGAGUUGGCUGGAUUAAGACCAUUCUCUGAUUAUAUAAUAGGAGCAGAUUCCAUCAUGCAUGAGAGUGAAGAUCUAUUUACAUUGAUUGAGGCACAUGAGGGCAGAGCUUUGAAGCUCUAUGUUUACAAUGUAAAUGAUGAUACUUGUAGAGAAGUGCACAUCACACCUAAUCAUAAUUGGGGUGGAGAUGGUAGCUUAGGAUGUGGAAUAGGCUAUGGCUACCUGCAUAGGAUUCCAAUAAGAAGUGCACAGGCCUUGCCACCAAAACAACCUUAUGCAGCUAGUGUACCAAUGAUGUCCAAUACUGCUAACAUUCAACAGAAUGUAAUACCAGGUGUACAAAAUUUAAACAUAGAUGAUGAUAAGACUCCUUUGAUGUCUGCACCUCAAGUGUCUAAUGUUCAGGCAGAGUACUCACCAGGGGUACCACCACCUUUCUUGUCAGGAGUUCCAAUGGUCAACCCUGGUAAUUAUGUCCCCCCACCAGGAGGUGUGACUACCAUACCUCCACCUAUUACUCCUCAACAACAAGCAGGACAGCAAGUUAUUUCUACACAGCAGCCCAUGUCUCAGGCACAAUCAGUUGUUUCCAAUAUGGCAGCAUACUCUAGCAAUUUAGCAGAUGCAACAUUAACCAACCUGGGUAGUAUACCAUCUGUGUCAAAUAUGCAACCUCCAGCACCUCUGCCUAAUUUGCCUGGUAUUCCAAUGAAUCAGCCUCAACCUUACAUACCGAUUAUGCCAAACUAUACUGCAUCACAAGUACCCACAUCUGCAGCGUAUCCACAGGGUGCCACAAACUUAGUUCCCACAUUUGACAUGACCAACUUUGCUCAGACUCCAAUACAGCCACCUCCGAUCUCUAGUGGACUGCCCGUUGUCACACCAGUGUCAUUGCCAGGAAUGCCAUCUAUCACAGUGAGUGCCACACUGCCCGUCUCCACUAUGCAAGAAAUACACCAACAACAAUCACAGCAGCACCAAGACUUGUUAUCGUGAAAUAAUAUGUUUGUUAUACUACAUACUUAUUUAAUAUAUUAAGCAGAGACUUCUUAUAUUGGCCCAA